Molecule: messenger RNA, 714 nt
Organism: Caenorhabditis bovis
Lineage: Eukaryota; Metazoa; Nematoda; Chromadorea; Rhabditida; Rhabditidae
Source: the annotation of a GenBank genome assembly
AUGUCAAAUACGCUGAUGCACGUGAAACACAUUCAUUGGAUUGUGAUAGAAGACUCGAAUACAACGAAGCCAGUCAUUGAAUCAAUGUUGAAUCGCACUCAGAUUCCGCACACCUAUCUGGCCCAUCGAACGGCUCCCGGAUAUCCAAAACGGGGUUGGUAUCAACGAUCGAUGGCGUUGAAAUACUUGAGGAAUAACACUUCUGAAAUUCUCGGCGAACAUGAUGAAGGCGUUGUAUAUUUUGCCGAUGAUGAUAACUCAUACGAUAUAAGAUUAUUCGACGAAUAUGUCAGAAAUGUGAGAGUUCUUGGAAUGUGGGCUGUUGGUCUUGUUGGAGGAACUCUUGUAGAAGCACCGCAUGUCGAUCACGGAAAAGUGACUUCGUUUGAUGUUCGAUGGAAUGCGAAGCGAAUGUUUGCCAUCGACAUGGCCGGGUUCGCAAUCAAUCUGAGGAUUGUUUUAGGAUCGGAAGCCGUGUUUGGAACCUCGUGUAAGCGAGGAGCAGGAGCUCCCGAGACAUGUCUUUUACAGGACAUGGGGCUAACGAGAGAUGACAUUGAACCGUUUGGAUACGAGGGAAAGGAGCCUCGUGAGAUUUACGUGUGGCAUACUAAAACAGCACAGCCUAUAAUUGCGAAAGAUAAAUCAAAAAAGAAAAACGAUGGGAAAACAAAGCAACAGUUGCCAACAUUUGGGUAUCUUGUCGAGUACUAA